Messenger RNA from Echinops telfairi (small Madagascar hedgehog), 2656 nucleotides. It is a transcript of the gene CFAP100, whose product is annotated as cilia and flagella associated protein 100. The coding region runs from base 63 to 1610 and encodes 515 amino acids. The record is from RefSeq and is a predicted model, not a curated record. The transcript is spliced from 14 exons. NCBI's taxonomy places the organism in Eukaryota, Metazoa, Chordata, Mammalia, Afrosoricida, Tenrecidae. Gene Ontology annotation, cellular component: ciliary basal body.
CGCCUUCAGUCAAGGUCAAGCUCUGCUGCAGCCCGUUUUGGUCCUCAGCCAGCAUACUGGAGAUGCUGACCCCUGUGGUCCCCAAGAAGAUGAACCAUGAGAAGAGUAGCCUGGAGGAUACAGACCACAGUUGUUGUUCUCCCGUUGAAGGAGACCUGGAAAAACAGGCCAACAAGUGUAAAGGCCCAACCAAGGCGGCGUCUUCCCGAGUGCCUGCGCUUGCUCCAGAUCAUUCCAUGAACCCUUUCCACUUGUCCGGAGACGUGGAUUUCUUCUUGCUGAGAGACCAGGAAAGAGAUAAAGCUCGAUUGGAGCGGGAACAGAAGAAAACCAUGCUGAUGCAUGAGAAGAUGACCUACUCGUCCAAGGUCUCCACCAAGCACACCAGCCUGCGGCGGGAGUUGCAGCUGGAGGACAAAGAGGUGGAGAGGGAGCUGCUGGCGGAGACUGAGCCACUGCGGGCCUUCCGGGACAACACUGCCUGGAAGCUGGCCGUCACCAAAGGCACCUGGGACAGUGAAAUCUCCAAGUUCGAAGACACACUGCAGCAUUACAAGACCUACAAGGAUUUCCUGUACAACUUGUCACCCAAGGAGUGGUUUGAGCAGAAGGAGAGGAAGUUGACUUUCAAAAAUUCCAGGGAGCUGGUGACCGUGUCCAGGGAGAGCAUGCUGCUUGGGGACAAAGGCCCACAAAGGAGCAGAAAUAGGCUGUCCUCCCCAUGGGCCAAAGACAGCCGGGGCUCAAAGAAGCCCCUGAAGCCACACCAUGGGGUCCGGUUGGGGCUGAUACUGUCUAACAGCAGCAUCCAGCCAAGCAUCCAGCUGAGUGUGCCCAAUGGACUGGAGUCCAAAGGGUCAAGUUCCAACGUCCUCUUGGUGCAGGAGGACCCAGACAGUGAUGGCGAGAACCUGGAGCUGUACUUCACAGAGCCCCAGCAACUCCUGGACCUCUUCACCAAGCUGGAGGAGGAGAACCUCUCCCUGAUCCAGAACACGCAGGAGAUGGAGGAGACCCUGGAGGAGCUGAACUUCAACCUGAAGAAGACCCAGAUUCGCAUGGACCGCGAGAUCAAACAGCUGAAGCAGUGGAUCAGCACGAUGAUGAUGUCCAUUACCCAAGAGGAGGAGAGAGCCUAUGAACUGGAGCUCAAAGCCCGAGUCUUCCACUUUGGAGAGUACCACGGUGCCCAGCAGGACAAGCUGCUGGAGAGCCUGAAUUAUAAGGUGCUAGAUGUGUACCGGCACUGCAUUGGCAGCCAUCAGGAUGCCAACCUGGGCACAGUACAGAUGCUGACCAUCAUUGAGCACCAGCUGGGCGAGCUGCUCGAGAGCCUGGAGCGCGUGCCCCCAGGCAAGGUGGAACAGGCUGAGAAGGCAAAGGAGAAGGAGCGCAGAUUAAGACUACGAGAAGAGAAGACCCAGAUGCAGAAGCUGCUCCAGGAGGAACGUCUGCGCCGGGCCCGAGCCCGGGCCCAGGCAGAUAUCAAGAAAAAAAAAGGCAGGAAACUGGUGUCCCGCUCCAAGCCCCCAGUUCUCAAAACAAAGAAGUCAUCUGAGCACAUUUUCAUGGAUAAGGACAAGGAAGAGCUGAUCCUCUUCUUCACCUAACUUUCUCAAAGCCACGUAGGCAGUGUGGCUGACAGCAUGAAAGAAGCCCGCAAUCAGAAGAGGCUGGAAUGACCUGGUGGCAGGCCCUGUGCAUUCUGGUGGUUCCCCUGUCCACUUCCUCUACCACUGAAAUAAACUUUGUCGCUUGGGUGUCUUGACGCCUGUGCAAGGAAGCUGACAUUCUCAUUUGGCCAUAGCCUAUGUUUGAGGGAGGGAGCACCCAUCUCGGUUCUCCUCUAAAACAGCAGCUUUUUUUCAGAGACACAAAACUGGGUAGAAGCUCCAGUUCCCGCUGGGAUACUAUAGGCUGGGAUUCUCUUCUGAUGCAAAGACAAGAAAAGCAAGCAGCAAACUGGGCAAACAACAGGUGAGUCUUACUAAUAGAAGGGGAAAAGGAAACAUUUUCAACACUUGACACCACAGUUCCUUGAAUUAAACCAAGCAAAAACCUUUGGUGUAUGACAUUACAAAAACUUUUAUUCACUUGCACUAGGAGUCGGGCCCAUCACCAACUGCAAACCUCAGUGCUCACAAGACACUAACAGUCUAUCCUAAUUAUUUGUUUGUUCCCCGAAGCCUGGGCGGAAGAGAUUCAGACCACUUCAAAGAGAAGCACUUCUGUGGCAAUGAUCUUCCACUCUUUGGGAGCCUUCUAGGCCACACAGAGCCCACAGCCAAAGCACAGGGGUUGCCUGGCCGCCCAGAGAAAGGGGCACACUAUCUGUCCGCGCAGACAAUCUGGGGCAAGUGUCAAUUGGACACCUUUCAAUACCUGAACUUUAGAUGGUGGAAGAGAACCAUUUAUAUAUAUGGUUUUAAUUCUAGGCAGAGAGGGACCCUGGGCAGAUGGACCUCCAAGCGGACAGACAGGAGCCCCAAAUUUAAGAAGCAAACAAUGGGCAGAAUUUAGGUGACUCCAUACCGAGAACCCAAACAGCAUCUGUUGAACACACACUUGAAAAGGCACAAGGCAAAACAAACAUCUCUGAACAACCCUGUGUCACUCCAUCAAGUGUGUUAUUAACAAAUAAAUAUGUAUAAGAUUA